AUGCUGCUGAAAUGCAAUUCUCGAUCAUGCGAAUCGCCGCUUUCUCCGGGCUCGGAAGCAUCGCCGCCAACGUCCCUCGGAAUCUCCAUCCCGCACUUUGCUCCAUUCCUCGGCUCGUCCGCACACACCGUUGUGCACGCAGCCAAAACGCCGCCACCGCCGCCAUUCCGUUCCUCGUUAACAGCGACGGCAACCGCGUCGCCGGGAAGUGGAUCCGGCGGCGGCGGAGGCAAACGGCCGUCGCCUGGCCUGAGCUGCGUCGUCUGCGGCGACACUAGUUCGGGAAAGCAUUACGGGAUCCUGGCCUGCAACGGAUGCAGUGGUUUCUUCAAACGCAGCGUCCGGCGGAAGCUGAUUUACAGGUGCCAGGCGGGGACCGGAACCUGCGUCGUGGAUAAGGCCCACCGUAAUCAAUGCCAGGCGUGUCGGUUGAAAAAGUGUCUCAACAUGGGGAUGAACAAAGAUGCCGUGCAAAAUGAGCGACAGCCUCGAAACACGGCGACGAUCCGACCAGAGACUCUGGCGGAGAUGCCGGCGGAGCGGGCGGUGCGAGAGGCGGCAGUGGCGGUCGGGGUGUUCAGCCCGCCACCGGCGCCGUUCAACGUGGGCCUCGCUGCUGCUGCCGCCUUCAGCGCCCACCGGUUCUUCCCGGGGACGAUCCUGCCGCCGCAGCCGGGCCACGUGCCGGGCCGCAUGGACUACUCUGCAUUCGCGGCCCCGCAACCCACUGUUGCCCACCCGCACCCGCAGACGAUCCCGCAUCAUCAGCUCACUCUGGCUGGCCAGUCUCCGUCAGGCUCCAUGUACAGCGAAGAAAAUGAUCGAACUCACCAGAAAAUGGAGUCGGAAGAAUCGAAAUCCCAGUUGAACUCGCACAAUGCUGCUUCCAUCUCAGGGACUGGGGACGAAGACGGAGACAAGAAACCCCAGGGCUCUGCAGUCACCGGACAAAGCUCGGCCGGGCUCCUCUUGACGGAACACCAGCAGAACUGCCUUCCGUUUGACAAUUCUCGGCAAAGUCCUCGCUUGCCAACGUACACGCCUACCCAAGAGACUAUACACGAAACCGCAGCGAGGCUCCUGUUCAUGGCCAUCAAGUGGGCCAAAAAUUUGCCAUCGUUCGUCACCUUGCCAUUUCGCGACCAGUGGUCGUUGCCCGUGGAGUCAGGGCCGUUUUUCUCUGUAGCCGAGCACACUGCAGGGAUGCCUGCUGCGAAAGUGCCACAGAUCGCAGCUGACGUUCGUUAUCUACAUGACCUGUGCUUGAAAUUCCGUAACUUGGGCGUCGACCCGGUUGAAUUUGCUUGUCUCAAGGCCAUCAUCUUGUUCAGAUCAGAUGCGAGAGAUUUGAAAGACCCGCGACAAGUGGAGCAUCUCCAAGACCAAGCUCAAGUGGUUCUUGGCCAGCACUCGAGAAAUCUGCACCCAACCUUGCCCGCACGAUUCGGACGCCUGCUUUUGAUGCUGCCUGCACUUCGAGGAGUCCCGUCACACCGCCUGGAGGCAAUUUUCUUCGCCCGCAGCAUCGGGUCAACUCCGAUGGAAAAGCUGCUCUGCGACUUGUUCAAAGGCUAA
Molecule: messenger RNA, 1575 nt
Organism: Notodromas monacha
Lineage: Eukaryota; Metazoa; Arthropoda; Ostracoda; Podocopida; Cyprididae
Source: the annotation of a GenBank genome assembly